GUGCAAUCCUCAAAUGAAUACUUUCGGUAUUAUAUUAGUAAUUUUUAUAAUCACAGAUGAAUACGAAGGAAAAGUAACCUAUACGUUUCCAGAAUUUCAAUACAAAGAAACGAAUAAAAACGAGGUUAUGUAUAGAGAAGUAGAAGCGGCGUGUCAAAGAGGAUGCAUUGGAAAAAAUGGCGUGUCAAAAAUAUUAUGCGUUCGACAGUGCAUUUCCCCUUCCUGUUACAAGGAACUGUAUCAACCAGAUUUGUUGGAGGAAGGAGAGGUAGAUGUAAGACUAAACUCAUUCAAAGGAUGUUUUAUUCAACGAUACAACAGAUCUCGCCCAUAACCAUGGCUAUACACCAAUAUAUUAAUAACAAACACCUAAGACUAUUUUACAAUUUACAAAUACACAUUAGUCAAAAUGUAUUUUAAUUAACAUAAACUUUCGAAUUUUUUUAUCCAAUCGAGUUAUUUCGUAUAAAUUAUAAAUAAAGUUUGCUAAACAUUUAUUUUUGUUAUUAAUAUUCUAAAUAAGUGCAUUUAAUUACUGUAUUAUUCGAACUAACCUCGUAUAUAUGAAAAUAAUGACGUCUUUUACUUCUGUCUUAUAAAAAAUGUCAUCAGUUACUUUUACGAAUUAUACCGUUUUUGAUUAAUAAACUCGUUUUUAUUUUCGAAAUUUCCUUCCCAAAUUUUUAAUUACACUUUUAAAAAAAAAUAAAUUAUUGAUGAUUUAUUGAAAAAUAAAACUUUGUUAUUGAAAUUUAAUUUGACAGUAAGGACGUUUCCUAAUAAAUAGAUGAAUAUAUAACCUAACAAGGCUUUAUAGUUUUACAAGAAAAAGAAGAAAAUAAUUCAACUUCAUAAUAUAUCAAUGACUCAUUCGUUAAAACAAAAUUAUUAGGAAAGUUUUAAAAAAAGCUGAAGAAAAAUUAGAUUUGUAUAAAA
Messenger RNA from Diorhabda carinulata, 936 nucleotides. RefSeq lists its product as uncharacterized. The transcript has 3 exons. The coding region runs from base 14 to 334 and encodes 106 amino acids. The record is from RefSeq and is a predicted model, not a curated record. NCBI's taxonomy places the organism in Eukaryota, Metazoa, Arthropoda, Insecta, Coleoptera, Chrysomelidae.